CUAACUUGUACUGAACAAUGCAUUUCUGGCUGCAAAGAGACAGACAUUUUCCAUACAGUGGUGGUUUAUACUGUAUUAGGUCAUUUUCCUAAUACACCUAGGAUUUACUCUGUAUAGAGUAUGCAGCACUGUUCAUGUUUAUAUAGAGUGAGGUGAUAUGGGCACAGCUUAAGGAGUUGAUUCUGCAUGUUCUGUUUUUUUUCUGCACUGGAGUGGCUCUGCUGCAUCAGCUGUAUCAGACGGACUUACUUCUUUUUGAAUUUUGGAAGAGAGAUUGAAGACAUCUGAGAGGCUAAUACUGUACUUUUUGCUAAUUCAUCUCUAAAAAUGGAGAGGCUUAGAGAGGACCUUUCAAGUGUGUUAGAGGAGCUGAGGACACAAGAGCUGAAGCGCUUUGUGUUUAGAAUAGAGUCAGCAGAGCAGAGACACCAGUGUGCACACAUCCCAAAAGGCCUGUUUGAGAAAGCAGGGAAUGAGACUUGGGAAAUUGUACACCUCAUGAUUGGUUAUUAUGGAGAAAAAACUAAAGAUGUGGCUUUGGAUGCGUUAGAGGCAAUUGGAAGGAGGGAUCUGGUGAAGAGCUUUGAAGAUGCAUGCACUACCACUAAAACUACGGGAAGGAGAGGUGAUUACAUAAAAGAGUAUAGAGAAGAAAUAAAAAGAAAAUAUGAACACAUUCACAGGGAUACUUUCCUACCAGAAGAAAGAGUCGAGUUUAACUCUCAGUACACCAGUCUAACUUUCAUUAAAAAACGGCAAAAGUUAGAUGAAAAGGAAGAGGAACUCAAAGCAAGAGGAGAUGACUUGGUGAGUCUAAUGGAAAAGCACAGAAAAUACAAUAUUACUAUUAAUGAAAUCUUUUCUAUAAUUGAAAAUGAUGAUGAUAAAAGGGAACCAAGAACUGUGGUCAUUCAGGGACCAGCAGGUAUCGGAAAGACGUUCACAGUUCAUAAAAUCAUGCUCGACUGGGCCUCAGGUGAACUUUUCCAAGACAGAUUUGAUUUUGUGUUCCACCUCUGCUGCAGAGAAUUGAGAAUAAGUGAUCAUGAAAGUCUCCAAGAACUGAUAAUCAAGUGUUCUUCAAUUUUGGAAGAAGCUUUGGAAGAAAUAUUGUUGAAUCCAGAACGUAUUUUAUUCAUUUUUGAUGGACUUGAUGAACUUGCUUUCAGUGAAGUUAAUGCAAGAGAUGAAAGUGCAGUGAAAUUCUUAUUAACAAGAAAAAUCAUGCCCCAGGCUUCUGUGCUGAUCACUACACGGCCAACUGCUUUAUCAGUGCUUAAAGGCAAAAUCGAUCGCUAUAUCGAAAUUGUUGGAUUUCUAGAGGAUGGAAUAAUGGAUUACUUUUUAAAAAGUUUUAAAGACCAAGAGAAAGCUCUUAGUGCAUUUAACGUUAUUAAAGGAAACAGUGUAGUUCUCUCCAUGUGCUUUGUGCCAAUGGUCUGCUGGAUUAUCUGUUCAAUGAUGAAAGAAAAUGAAGAAGACAGAGAAGAUCUUCUGAAAAAUGUGACAAAUGCCUCACAGAUUUUGCUUCAUUUUAUAAAUACAUUGCUGGAACAUCACUUCAAUGUUUCGGGAAAUUCAGACUUUCUUCAGAAUGUCUGCAGACUGUCUUAUCAUGGGAUCUGUGAGAAGAAAACUAUGUUCAAAGAAGAUGAGCUCAGUAAGUUUUUUAUCACAACUACUGGUAGUGAAUCCACAUUUUUCAGCAAAACUCUUUUUAAGAGGCACUUGCGUGUGAAAGCUAUGUACCAUUUCCUGCAUUUAAGUAUUCAGGAGUUGCUUGCUGCACUUUAUUGUGCUUCCCAAGCCUCCAACGAAGAGACUGAGAAACUGCUAAAUGACUCUCUCAGCCUUGAACAAGGGAAUCUCAUACACGUGGUGCGCUUUCUUUUUGGCCUGGCUAAUGAAACAUCACAGGAAAUCAUCGAAGACUUAAACAUUAUUUCAUUAAGCAUUGAGAAAACAACUUUGCAAAGCUGGUUCUCAAGAGCUAUAACAUGGUACAGAGAAACGUACCCAAAGACUUCGGACCAAGCAAGCAAUCAUUUUUUACUGCAGCUCUUGUACUGCUUAUAUGAGAUGCAGGAUGCAGAAUUCGCUACUCAAGCCAUGAAGGAGAUUCCUUGGAUUGACCUUUCUGGAUGUCUUUUGAAUAGAGUUGACUGCACUGUGAUUAAAUACUGUAUCGAGUGCAGCGAAUGUGUACAAAACCUUGAUGUGUAUCGAUGCAAUCUGGAUGAUGUGGCAGUGAAGAUUCUCUGUGAGAUUCUUCCUAAAUGUCUAUCUAUCAAGUUGCAUUCAGAAAAGCUUACUGAGGAGACACUGGAAAACCUUUGUGAAAAUCUUACUUCACAGCAUCAGGACAUACAACUAAGCAUAUGGGAAUUAAAAAACCUGUUCUUUGUUUCACUUGAAUCCUCAGUAGAAGCUCCUGAGUCCAGGGUACUUCAUGAGAGUCUUACUGAAGAAUCGAUUGAAAGUCUCGGUGAAAACCUCACUCCACAGGAAAACAACUAUGGAGAGCCAUGUGUGACAGAAUUUACUGAAGAAUCUAUUGAGUAUCUCAGUGAAAACCUAACUCCACAGGAGUACAACUACGGACAGCUGGUUGUAACGGAAUUUACUGAAGAAUCGAUUGAAUAUCUCAGUGAAAGCCUUACUUCACAGGAAUACUGCUAUGGAGAACUGGAUGUGAAGAAAAGAGAAAAUGAGUCUGACUUUUCUCUUGAUGAUGAAUUGAAUGACACUGAGACAAGGCUACCUACUGAGACCUACUUUGAAAAGGUGGUGGAAGUUGUUUAUUGCACAGAAUUUCUUAUGCCUACAAUGGAAAUCAUCCUUGAACAUCCUAAUAAGAGUGUUGAAUUUCUCACUGAAACACAUAAGAUUGAACACACAUAUCUGAACAACGAAAAAAGAGAAUACGAGUCAUUUAGCUUUUCUGAAGAUGUACCAAAGAAUAACAAUGAAUCCAGGUUAUGGUUUUGUGAAGUCUCGGACUCUCUGGUAAUACAGACAUGCAGGAGGCUCUUUCCAAAAGUCAGGUUUGCAGAUGUUACACUCUGUAGUCCCUAUUGUGAGGAGACAGUGAAACUCAUAAUUGGAAUGCUGAAUGAUCAAGGUUUUUCUCUUAAAAGGUUGAGUGUUGGGAUGCAUUCACUAGAUUCAAUAGAAAACGUCUAUAAAAUGCUAUCUGGAGACAAGAAAAUGAAGAAUGCUACCUGGGAAUUAAAGGAAAUAAGUUGCGUCAACUUUAGUUAUGUGAAGUACACAGCUGCUACAAUGGAGACAAGCGUUUAUGUAACUGGGUUUGAAGAAUAUGUAACACAAAGCUGCAGAAGACUAAUCCAAAGAUGCAAGCCAACAUUAAUCCAUUUGUCAGAUCUUGACGAUGUGAGGUUGAAGACAAUAAUUGACAUUUUAGAUAUUGAAGAUUACACUAAUAAACACCUGAAGAUACAAUCCAAUUUCUACCCAGAAUCUUCAGUAGAAAACAUACGCUGCAUUCUCUUUGAAGAAGAAAAAAUUAGAAACAUAAUGUGGUCAGUGCUUCUUUGUUGGCGUACUGAUAUUCUUUUGACGCAUGAAGCCGGCUCUUCUGAAAUAAGGGAGCAACAUUUUCAUCACCCUGUAUCCCUAAUUGGAUAACAGGUAAAAUGGAAAAAGAUGAAACAGGACCUGAAAUCCACUGUGUGGGCACUUUCUCUGGACUUCAAAAGUGUUUAACCGAAAUUACAAAUUUUUUUUCCAUGAUCAUGGAAGCAUCUACUAGAUUUUCAG
This is a messenger RNA of Erpetoichthys calabaricus (reedfish), 3780 nucleotides long. RefSeq names its product NACHT, LRR and PYD domains-containing protein 3-like. Gene Ontology annotation, cellular component: cytoplasm. The transcript has 11 exons. The record is from RefSeq and is a predicted model, not a curated record. The coding region runs from base 328 to 3648 and encodes 1106 amino acids. Lineage: Eukaryota; Metazoa; Chordata; Cladistia; Polypteriformes; Polypteridae.